GAUGACCGGUGCAAUUCAACAUGGGGGCCUCCGAUUCGAAGCUUGUCUUCAAGCAGGGUAUCUUCAGGCUCUCUGAAGACAAAAUAAUUCCAGCGGAUGAUCCUUAUUGGGCUUCGUUCUGGGAGCUCCCAGAGUCCACUGAAGAUAUAUUCAGUCUCUUCUCACCUAACGAUAUCAGGAGGACUCGAGAUACGGCGCUGGAGAACCUCGAAACCCUGAUAUUAGCAAUCACGAGUCGCCUGUUCAUCCUGCGACAUCAUCCUUCAUUCCCCGACCCCGAGUUCGCGCCUGAGAGAGAUGCGUUAAACUGCAUAAGAAUCCUGACCCGAAUUCUACCAUACAUAUAUGAGGCGGAGCAGUUACAGCCAUGGGAGGACAGGUUCUUUUGGGGUGUGAGGAGGAAACGGACACGAAAAGCAGCUUUGGCUCGCGAUGUACUCUUCGACGAAUCACAAGAAGAGCUUGCGAAACUCGAAGCAGCGGGCGAAGAAUUUGAGGAGGUGAAGCCGUUGGCAGAGGAGCUGAUCGAUACCCUGAUUGACCUGCUGUUUUUCGCCGAUUUCACGUUGCCAAGACCGCAGAAUACCAAGAACAAAGUUACAUAUGCGAUAUGGCAGAGUGGUGUAGGAUGCAAUACUUCUGUUGGAACGACGAAAGAAUUCGAGAGCAAUCGGACAGAGAUAUUGAGGCUCCUCUUGACGCUGACCAGCCAAAGCAUGUACAUGUCCGCCAAUCUGCUACCGGUUCAAGGAGUCAAGGCUAUCAGCUAUAUUGUCACAUGCCCGGACAAGCAAGUGGUUCUGUCCACGCUUUGCUCAUUACUGAAUACUACCCUCAAGUACAACCCUGCAAGUUGGAAGAUACCGUACAAUGUACAGGUAUUCAAGGACCCGAAGCAGAUAUUGGUCACAUAUGCCUUACAGUUUUUACUCGUGAUCCUGCUUUACCCAAUACCAGAAACCGAUCCAGCUCAUGCGAAGAAGAAUUUUUACCGGCACUUUCUUGGCCGAUUACACAGACCGCAAGAUUUCCAGUUCAUCACUGAUGGAAUGACCAGAAUUCUCAACGCACCUCUCAACGCCAGCAGUUCUUACAUCCCUGGAAAUCCCACAAAGUUCACAUCUGAGAUGAUCAUGCUCUUUUGGGAGAUCACUCAAUGCAACAAACGCUUCCGGUCUUUCAUUAUUGACACUGGGAGAUCACAUGACUUUUUAGUACUGAUAAUAUUCUACGCUAUCGAGUACAAGCUCGAUUCGUCGAAGCAAGGAGUUGUCAGGAUGUGUGUAUUCUUGCUGCAGACGUUAAGUGUCGAGCCAAAUUUCGGCAAGAGCCUCAACAAGAGAUUCGAGGCUCAAGAAACCCUGCCACCGACGAUCAGGUUACAGAAUUUCAAUGGCACGUAUGCCGACUUCCUCAUUCACUCCAUUUACAACAUCAUCACCACAAGCCAGGGUAAACUCACUGCAAUCUACCCAGCCUUGUUGGCCGUCAUCAACAACAUCGCUGCAUACCUUGAGGAUUUGAGCGCCUCGGCUUCCUCAAAACUACUGCAACUCUUCUCGUCAAUGUCUUCUCCAGGGUUCCUAUUGGCGAAUGACAGUAAUCACGAUCUACUGCAAUCGCUCUUAGAAAGCAUAAAUGCCAUAAUUGAGCAUCAGUUUAUCAGAAAUCCAAAUUUUGUGUACGCCGUGCUACGGAAUAAGAAGCGAUUUGAAGCAUUACGGUCUUUCACUCUCGAAAGUGGGCAAGAAGAGAUUGAGCGCAUGAAUAGGCGGCGGAAAGAACGCCAUGAUCCUAACGACUUGUCCGAGAGCCGAAGAGGAUCUGUGGAUAGUAUUAUUAGCCCAACGAUAAGUCAUUCGCGUGCACCGGCCCUGAGUGAUGUACCAGAAGAAGAUGGUACAUUUGCAAUUGGAGGCGACGAAGAUGAAGAUACAGAUGAUGAUCAUCGGCCUACCCCAGCAGAAUCCACGCCGACAGAGCAGCCAUCACGGGCGUCUUCAGUAUCGUCAAGUGUGGAUGAUGCAGUUCCGACUCAGCUGAGGGGCAUGUCCGAGAAAGCUCGAGGGAAGAUGCCUGCUGGAAUGCCCACUUUCUCCCGGCAGAACAGCACGACCAGCUUAAGCAACUACGUAACAGCAGGCUUCUCCACGAACGGAGCUUUCGAGCCUACAGCGCAGUGGAUUGAUUCCUGGCUCACCGAACUUCCCCUCCACACAAUCCUUACCCUCAUGGAUCAACUUACACCCCUUCUCCCCGCCCCAAAACGAUCUUCAACCGACACGCCCUCUGCCUCCAUACUGCACGUCAUCCAAUCUGCAAAGGUUACCGGGAUUGAGCCGUCUCCAAUUCGCAUCCAGUAUUUUGAAUGGUCACCUCUUUCCCUCGGCUGGUACGAGUCUCUCCUCUGGGGGUUUGCCUUCACAUCCGAGAUGCAGGUCCAAAAAGGCACGGUUGGGGUAUGGAACGGUACCGCCAUCAAGCUUUUCAGAGUAGAGGCCGUGGCACCCAGCGGACCUACGUUGAGUAGUCCAAGAGGGGCCGUAGAUGCAGUGGGCAGCAACAUCGUUAGUCGUAUUGGUAAUCUCAACUUGAGAGGUGUUGGGGGUGGCGGUUCGGCACAGGAUGCGCAGAGCCCUGCGGCUGAGAGACCGGAGAGACCGCAGGUUUCGAGGACGGGGACGGGUGAUGGAUCGAGGCCAGGUUUGAUUAGGACUGCAAUUAUUUAGGGCUUCGAAUCCGUGUCCCGGGUGAGCAUUGAUUAACUUACGAGCUCGUUAGCCUUCGCGCCCAGGAGGAGCCUCAUGGGAGGCGAUGAUGGAGAAAGCUUGCAAUUCAUAGGCGCACCAGCGAUGGCGUUUCCAGGAUGUACUUUAGCAUUGAGAUAGUUUUCCCACAGCAUAAAUGAUGGUUGAGAUGCUCGCGCUUAAAUCCGGGUGAAGUUAUAGUAACAAACCGUUUGGGAAUUCCACUAUU
Messenger RNA from Hyaloscypha bicolor E, 2976 nucleotides. RefSeq lists its product as uncharacterized. Lineage: Eukaryota; Fungi; Ascomycota; Leotiomycetes; Helotiales; Hyaloscyphaceae. The transcript is spliced from 10 exons. The coding region runs from base 21 to 2729 and encodes 902 amino acids. Gene Ontology annotation, cellular component: Golgi medial cisterna; membrane; Golgi trans cisterna. The record is from RefSeq and is a predicted model, not a curated record.